AUGAAUACUGUUGUAGUGAGCAGGCGGAGGCACGUGAGGCAGGUCCAGAGGCAGGGCCAGAGGCAGGUCCAGAGGCAGGGCCAGAGGCAGGGCCAGAGGCAGGUCCAGAGUACAGGUCCAGAGGCAGGUCCAGAGUACAGGUCCAGAGGCAGGACCAGAGGCAGGUCCAGAGUACAGGUCCAGAGGCAGGUCCAGAGUACAGGUCCAGAGGCAGGUCCAGAGUACAGGUCCAGAGUACAGGUCCAGAGGCAGGUCCAGAGUACAAGUCCAGAGUACAGGUCCAGAGGCAGGUCCAGAGUACAGGUCCAGAGCCAGGUCCAGAGGCAGGGCCAGAGGCAGGGCCAGAGGCAGGUCCAGAGUACAGGUCCAGAGGCAGGUCCAGAGUACAAGUCCAGAGUACAGGUCCAGAGCCAGGUCCAGAGGCAGGGCCAGAGGCAGGUCCAGAGUACAGGUCCAGAGUACAGGUCCAGAGGCAGGUCCAGAGGCAGGUCCAGAGUACAGGUCCAGAGGCAGGUCCAGAGGCAGGUCCAGAGUACAGGUCCAGAGGCAGGUCCAGAGGCAGGUCCAGAGGCAGGUCCAGAGUACAGGUCCAGAGUACAGGUCCAGAGGCAGGUCCAGAGUACAGGUCCAGAGUACAGGUCCAGAGGCAGGUCCAGAGUACAGGUCCAGAGGCAGGUCCAGAGUCGUCCCCAGACUGAGACAGAUGACGCUCACACAGUCAUUUGA
Knipowitschia caucasica is the source of this 726-nucleotide messenger RNA. The record is from the annotation of a GenBank genome assembly. Lineage: Eukaryota; Metazoa; Chordata; Actinopteri; Gobiiformes; Gobiidae.